Sinocyclocheilus grahami is the source of this 875-nucleotide messenger RNA. RefSeq names its product patr class I histocompatibility antigen, A-5 alpha chain-like. The annotation marks the transcript as partial. Gene Ontology annotation, biological process: immune response. NCBI's taxonomy places the organism in Eukaryota, Metazoa, Chordata, Actinopteri, Cypriniformes, Cyprinidae. The transcript has 4 exons. The record is from RefSeq and is a predicted model, not a curated record. Gene Ontology annotation, cellular component: external side of plasma membrane.
CUACAGAGGAGAGUUGGCUGUGAGGUGGAGAAACGUCCAGAUGGAUCAGUGAUGCAUGUGAAUGCAUUUGAGGAGUACGGAUAUGAUGGACUGGAUUUUAUUGCCUUUAAUCAUUACACAUUGCAGUGGAUUGAUAAAAGUCCAAAGGCAAAAGAAACCAAAAUGAAAUGGGACGCUGACAGAUUUCGCAAUAAGCUUCUCCAGUUAUACCUCAACAACUGCAUGGACUGGAUCUCUACAUUUAAUGCUUCGAAAAACACUCCUCCAGUUCUUCACAUGUUUGCAUCUGCAGCUCCUCGUGACCAAAGCGAGCUGAUUCUGACCUGUCUGGCCACUGGCUUCUACCCCAAACACAUAGAGAUGAACAUCACACUAAACAACAUCACACUCCAUCCCUUCAGCUCUACUGGAGUCAGACCUAAUGAUGAUCAAACCUUUCAAAUAAGAACCAGUGUGAAGAUACACAGAGAUGAGAAACGGGGUUAUGAGUGUCGUGUCCUGCAAAGCAAUCGGACAUUUACAAUAUCAUGGGAUGGAAGUCUGGAAUCUAGAAAUCAUCAUUGGGCAGCAGUAGCUGCAGGUGCUUUUGCGAUUGAAGUUCUAUGCAUCAUGUCUUUAUUCUACAAAAACAGAAGGUUCAAUGGCCAGAUGAACCGCAGUAGUUCCACCACAGAACAGCGUGAGAACAUCACCUCAAGCUCAGCGGAUCCCCUGACUGCAAGUGAUUCACAUGAGAGCAUUGAACCAGAUACUGCACAAACACAAAAAACUGUUCAUUAAGCUCAUUCAUUUUUAACUUUAUUUUUCAUUAGGAUUACAGGCCAACCUAAAAUUUACACAAGAAAUUAUAUAGAACUUUUUAACAGUAAUACAUA